CAGUUUGGAAAGACAACUUUAUAAAAACAAAUACUUACUACAAUGUUGAUAAAAAAUUUAUGCCGCAUUUGUAUCACUGAAAACAUAAAUGUUGAAAAAAUGAUACCACUGUUUGAUAAUACUAUAACUAAUUAUGGAGAUGUCACAAACCAUAUUAAAGAAUGCAGCGGAGUUCUGAUUACUCCCCAAAAUGGAUAUCCUAACAAAAUAUGUUUACAAUGCUUUAAUUUAUUAAAAUUAUCACUUAAGUUCCGACGAUUGUGUGUAGCAAGUGAAAAUACGCUGCGAAAACGCUUAGUAAAUGGAGUUUUAAUCAGUCCUAUAAGCCCAGACCUAUUUACAUCACAGGAUACAAACCAAGUGGAGCAUAAAAAUAAACUAGAUACAGAUUUUGAUUACGAGUUCAAUUUUAACAUGAAUGCUGACAAAUAUGAAGAUCAAAAUAACCCCAAAAGAACUUCAUCUAACGCCCUUCACGUGAGCACAUCAGGAUUAAACAGUAAAAUCAAGAAAAAGGGGGGAACGAAUAAGGACUUUACUUAUAUAUGCGAAGUAUGUGGAAAUAAAUAUAAAAAAGCUGGUCUUCUUAACCUCCAUAUGAGAAUUCACACUCGUGAAAAGGCAUAUGAAUGCGAAAUUUGCAAAAAGAAAUUUGACUUCUCUUCCAGCAAAAGUCGACACAUGAGAACACAUACUAAGGAAAAACCGUAUUCAUGUAAACACUGUAACAGAAGAUUUGCAGAUCACAGCACAUUCAUUAAACAUGAAAGGACCCAUACAAACACGCGGCCAUUUACAUGUAAAACCUGUGGAAAAGCAUUUUCAUAUUCUAACGUGCUAAAGAGUCACAUGCUAAUUCAUACUGGAGAAAAAUCAUUUCAGUGUAAAGUUUGCAAUAAAUGCUUUUCACGAAAGCAUGAACUUACUCAACAUUUCAAUACGAUAAUACACAAGGAAGCAGAAGAAAAUAUUAAUAAACCAAAUCCGCUACUAUAGUAAAAAAACGAAUACAGGCGAUGUAGAUUAUAUAUAUGAACAUAAAUAAAAUAAACUAUAAACGUUUAUAAAACUUUA
Molecule: messenger RNA, 1074 nt
Organism: Teleopsis dalmanni
Lineage: Eukaryota; Metazoa; Arthropoda; Insecta; Diptera; Diopsidae
Product: transcription factor Ouib-like
Exons: 5
Coding region: 43-996 (317 amino acids)
Biological process (GO): regulation of transcription by RNA polymerase II
Cellular component (GO): nucleus
Molecular function (GO): zinc ion binding; DNA-binding transcription factor activity; RNA polymerase II cis-regulatory region sequence-specific DNA binding
Source: RefSeq, a predicted model, not a curated record